AUGUCAUUCGAAUUCAAUGAUGCCGCUCCCGCCAUCGGAGCCUACUUCGAAGAAACCAGCCCAGACCUAUGGUCUUACUCUAAUUUUCUCGAGAAGGUGGUGAAGCCCAUCGGCCAUACUUUGUACGACCGUGACCCUAUUAGAGCCAACAGGGUUUGGAAGAAAAGGUUUAUUACUGCUGUCAAGGACAUUGCAAAUAAAGAAGUUCCAGUUGCUCGACAACGCGCUGCAGCCAAAAUAUUAAAAGCUGAUAGCGAUAACGAUAAUGAUCAGGUCACCUAUUUUUGGAAGGAAACGUUCGAAAAUAACAAGCUCCAAGAAAAACGCGUUGCACUGAAACGCAAAGCAGAUGGGACUGCCUUGGAACUAGCGUCUAAUUCACUAGAUUCUGAGAGAAAAAAAGUCUUACAUCUUUACAACGUAUGUCCUCCUUCAAAAAGGAUACAUUCUACUGAGCAUCUAUCUUUCCAAGCCUACGAAUCUGACAGCAACGAGAAACAUGAAGAUUAUGACGAUGGUAAAGAUUUACAACAGACAGUGCUUGGUUAUUCGGUUGCCAUCACUCCACCUUCUCAAGUAGAAUGUAAUCGCUCAUACGAACGACAACGUAGACCAGGUCAAGUAUAUGACAAUGGGCUUAACAUUAAGCCUUUUGACCCAUUCGGAUCAGACAAGGAAGAUGAUAGUGAGGACGUAUCUGCAGAAAUUGACUGUGAAGAUGAUAGUGAAGACAGUGAGGACGAUUUAAUUGACGAGCAUAUAAUAUACACUGAAACAACCUCUUUUGAUGAAUAUGUAAAGGUUCAAAAAGGAUCUGGUUGGACCUUGGAAGACGGUCGCCAGCGAUUUGGUAACGUGAAAUAUAGUUUAGGGUUCUCUUCAAUCGUGGAUUUGUCCUCAGAAUAUCAAGAAGGAAUGUUUUCAUGGUUUGGGGACGAGUGGAGUAGUUUAAAGAAAAAGGUAUACGAUACAGUCAAUAUGAUCCCGAAUUCUUUCGAUGGAGAAAUCAAAACAAUCAUUGAUACUGUUGAAGAAAUGUGUGAUUCGUAUCGGUAUGUUGAUGCACGAGACUAUUUGUUUAAGAUACGAUCUGAGAAGAACCCCCUGAUGGUUCAACAAAUCGCAACUACCUAUUUUCACGUGAUCGACAAAUUCCUUGACAAUCCACACAUUUUCGUUGAGGAAACUGGAAAGCGAAUGGAUCUUAGUGAAAUGGAAUAUGCAAUAAAUAUGACAGCCCCGAUCCUUAAUGAUGUCUUCAAUGAUGUCUUGAAUAUCUUGAAGUUUCGUUGGGGAGAAACUUUAUCUACUGCUAGUACUGAGAGAAGGCGAAAGAUUGACCUAAGGAUAGUUCACAGAUACAAAGAUAUUGAACUAAGUCAUUCCGAGUGUGCCAAGGCACCCACACCUGUCAAGGCAAUCCGCGACCGCUCAAAAUGUCUGAGAACUGCGAAAACCAUACUGGAUAAAUUUCUUCUAGAAGAUCUAUCGGAUGAGGCGGUAAAAGAUUCAACCAUCUUGGGUAUACAGUUUGCUGGCCUUGAUGGUCAGAUAAUCGGCAUUGAUCUUCUAGACGAUGGUGUCUACUUUGGCCUUGAGGGAUCUCGUUUCAGCUUUCCAGCGCAACUGUCGAAUAUUAAGUGUCUCCGAAAUGCACUUGAAGCACUAUUCUUCUUCAAGGACAAUAUUGUUCGAAAAGUAAACCUCUUUCCGGAUCCAAAAAAACACAACCAUGCCUACAACAAGAUAUUUCACAACAGUCUGGAUCUAAAGUCAAAGCAAAGCAUUUUAAAACGAAGUUUAUUAGGAAAACUUAUUUCACCCCUAAGGGUCAACAUCAAGCUUCUAUUUGCAAUUGAUGUAAUAACAUCAAACGGGGAUUAUAGCGACCAUGUCAGCUGA
This is a messenger RNA of Paraglomus occultum, 1902 nucleotides long. The record is from the annotation of a GenBank genome assembly. NCBI's taxonomy places the organism in Eukaryota, Fungi, Glomeromycota, Glomeromycetes, Paraglomerales, Paraglomeraceae.